AUGACCAGGAAUGAACAUGUCAAUCGCAUCAGCUCUGUCAUGGGCUCGGGCAACAACAUCGAUACGUAUUCUGCUGUUACCGUAAAGUCCCAGCCCGAGUCUGAGCUUGGACUUGAGCCGCCUCAGCUUCAGUAUCAAUCUCAAUCUCAAUCGACCUCAUCUUCGACUGCCUCCACUGCUCCCGCUCCCGCUUCCGCCGCUUCUACUAUCUCCACUCCCACGCCCAUUCCCGCUCAUCACUCGCCUACUCCUAAUCCGGCACCAAAUACAAUACCAAAGCCAGAUCCAAAUGCUGAUACUGACGCUCUAACACCAACUCCAUCCUCCUCCGCUCCGACGCCUUCAUCCAGUACCUCUUACGUCUUCUCCUCAACGCCUCGCCGACGCCCUUCUCAUCCUGCUAAUUAUCCUACUCGCCUCAGCGCUGAUGGAACUGCUUCUUUGAGCAACCAGUGGUCCUCCUUCAAGGAUGAGCCUCAGCUCUCACCAAUUGCCACUGCCGCCACAAACUCAACCAUUUACGCUCCUCGCGCUGGUGCCAAUGCUCAAUCCAAAGACCGUCGCAUGAGCGACCUCGCCAACUAUCGACGUGAACUCGCCGUUCUUGAGACCUCCCGAGUACCCCAGAUCCAACAGAUUCCGCCCACCGGCGGCGCGAGUCCUCAGAUAGCACCUUGGGCGACCCAGCCUGGUUCCCCUACAAACACAUUCAUCAUGCCCACCACUUUCUUCAACGAAUCGACCGACAACUUGUCCCUCGCUUCCCAGCUUUCCCCAGGCCACCAGAUCAGUAACCGCCAGCAGCAGCAGCAUCAGCAUCAGCAUCAGCAACAGCACCCUUCGCAGCACGACGCUCCCGAUGCAUCCUAUUUCGACGGAAGACGCCCCUCCGCCGCCAGCAUUCUGAGUGCGAGCAGCCAGGGCAGCAAAACCAGCAUACGGGGUGGUUUUCGCAAGCUUCAGGGCUUCUUUGGGGAGGAAUUCCCUGGGCGCGAUAGCUCGGACGGUAGCCUACCCACUUCGCUCGCGGGCAAGGACCAGCGUGGACGCUCUUAUAGUCAUAGCCGCCCCACACAUAGAGAUCGCAACUAUUCCAAUGCCACGGAUCACACCCGUGAUGUCUCGCCAUCAUCUUCGAGACCAAGAACGCCCGUCCCAGCACCAGAGGUGGUGCCUUUUCUAUAUCAAGACAACAGUGACAUUGCGCGCUAUGGCGAGGCUCCCGUACGGGACAUAAUGACCGGGCCCGAUCGAGAGCGAUAUGCUGGUGACGGCUCCUCACAGGUACCCCCAAAGACAUCAUCAUCCUCGAGGUCCGGCCAUUCUAUUGCCCAUUUACCUGGCCACCACCGGCACAACAAGAGCAACGACGACCCUCGCACGCUCAGACCUACGAUGAGCAGGGACGAUACGGCAAUUGGCACACAAAUGUCGCGCGAUCGCGGGGCAGGUAGCAACGCAAUGUACCCAACAAGAUCCCGGGGGCAGAGCCCAACGCCCAGCACCAGGAGUGCAGGAAUGACCUGGAGCAGCUCCAAAUCUACGCAAGUCGACGGCCAAACAUCCCCUAGCCACAACAAUCAUGGCAAGCGCGGAUUUUUACGGCGACUCCGAGGACAUCACAAGGAAAAGGACGAUGCUGUUGCCAGACUUCGUGACCUGCCCCAAUCUACAAGGUCCCUACAGACAAAGUCUUCCAAGACCGAUCUUCAUCGACCCAGCGACGUAUCAUCGACUACAUUAGCAUACGCAGGCUCUAUUGGACCUGGUGAUAUGAUCGAUGCUACUGAUAUGCGACCAGCAACGGCACAACGGGGAGCGACCUUCAAUAAUAAGUUUCCUUUUGCAAAGAAGGGACGGCCCCAUCGACCUCAAGACUACACUGAAGAAGCAAUUGGCCCGACUGAUCGUAACGAUCCUAAUAAUAUGUAUCACCUUGACACCAAUUUGAAUGAUAUGGAGGGCAUUCUGACCAAGCCUCCUCCACUCACACCUAUGGACACUACCUUUGUCAAUAAUGUUGAGCCUGAGCGUCACGACUCCAUCAUCUCGACAGCACCUAAGGGCCGCUGGGAUGCCCCGGACAGUUGGGCAGUGCGUCGUAACACGGAAGACAACUCUUACAAUGGUGGUCCAGAGAUUGACGAGAUUGGCAGCCCACCUCGUCCGGAGGAGAAAGCAUCGCCGUACUGUAUCCGAAUUUUUCGUUCAGACGGGACAUUCUCCACUCACUCGAUGUCUUUGGAUUCAAGUGUCACGGAUGUCAUCUCCCAAGUUAUUAAGAAGACGUAUGUCAUGGACGGUUUGGAAAAUUACCAUAUUAUCAUGAAGAAGCAUGAUCUUAUUCGGGUUCUGACGCCGCCUGAGCGACCUCUGCUCAUGCAGAAGCGCCUAUUACAGCAAGUCGGGUACGAAGAAAAAGACAGGAUAGAAGAUCUCGGACGCGAAGACAACAGUUACCUCUGCCGAUUCAUGUUCCUGUCCGCAAGAGAAAGCGACUUUCACGCCAAGACUACUGACAUGGGACUGGCUCGGGCUCAGAAGCUCAACUAUGUCGACCUCUCUGGUCGUAACCUUGUUACAAUACCUAUAUCCCUAUACUCGAAGGCUAUGGAAAUCAUCUCCCUUAACCUUUCGCGGAACCUCUCACUUGACGUUCCCCGAGACUUUAUACAAUCUUGUAAACACCUGCGAGAUAUAAAGUUUAACAAUAACGAAGCCAGGAAGCUGCCACCCAGUUUGAGCCGAGCAAAUAAAUUAACGUUCCUGGACGUCGCCAACAACCGAAUCGAGCAGUUGGAGCAUGCCGAACUUAACGCUCUUACGGGUAUGCUCAAGAUGAACUUGGCUAACAACCGACUAAAGCACUUGCCCUCUUACUUUGGAGCAUACCAGUCGCUUCGCUCCCUUAAUAUCUCUUCCAACUUUCUCGACAAGUUCCCGACAUUUCUCUGCGGCUUGCCAAGUUUGGUUGAUCUCGAUUUGAGUUUCAAUGCCAUUGCAACGAUCCCUCAAGAGAUCGGUUCUUUGAGGAAUCUGGAAAAGUUGUUGAUAACUAACAACAGACUAACGCACGCUGUGCCUGCUACGUUCGGACAGCUCGUCAGUCUGCGCGAACUCGACAUCAAGUACAAUGGCAUUUCCAGCAUCGACAUCAUCUCGGAGCUACCCAAACUCGAGAUUCUUUCUGCGGAUCACAACUGCGUCUCUGCUUUUGUUGGACAGUUUGAAUCCCUUCGACAGCUCAAAUUGAACUCUAACCCCCUUAACAAAUUCGAAAUUGUGGCUCCUGUACCUACUCUCAAGAUCUUGAACCUCUCGAACGCCCAGUUAGCUAGCAUUGACUCGUCGUUCGCAAACAUGGUGAACCUAGAGCACCUGAUAUUGGACAAGAACUACUUCGUUUCUUUGCCCCAGGAAAUCGGUACUUUGGGCAGGCUCGAGCAUUUCAGCAUUGCCAACAACUCUGUGGGAGAGCUACCAUCACAGAUUGGUUGUCUCACAGAGUUGAGAGUGCUCAACGUCCGAGGAAACAACAUUUCCAAGCUGCCGAUGGAAUUGUGGUGGGCAAACCGACUUGAGACGUUUAAUGCUUCUUCCAACGUUCUGGAACAUUUCCCCAAGCCUGCUUCAAGAGCACCGCGAGUACCAGGGGAGGAAUCACAGCCAGCACCCCCUCCCGUUAAUGGGAGGGCAGCCCCCCUGGGAACUUUGUCGGCCACUGCAAGCUCCGAAGAACUGUCUGAUGAUAGGAGACCGAGUCAAAAUUCGAGCACCCUACUUAGUGUCGGACCGUCUCCACUCAAUGCUGGCGAUCGCAAGAGCUCUGUUGUGUCUGUCUACGGCAAAGGUGGCCGUAAGACGUCUGUCGUUUCUAGAUCUGCAACUCCAUCGGCCCCUACGCAGUCUAUUAACCCAAGGAAGGAUUCUGGAUUGUCAUCGAGGCUCAAUAACACAUUUGCAGGUUCUCUGAGGAAUCUUCAUCUUGCUGAUAACCGUCUUGAUGACGAUGUCUUUGACCAGAUUACGCUUCUAACCGAGCUCCGGGUGCUGAACCUGUCCUACAACGACGAAAUUAGCGAUAUGCCCCAACGAUCGAUCAAGAGCUGGCCGCAACUUGUUGAGCUUUAUCUGUCUGGUAACGCACUCACAACGUUGCCUGCCGAUGACCUCGAGGAGUCCAGCUUACUCCAGGCACUCUACAUCAACGGCAACAGGUUUACCAACUUGCCGGCCGAUAUCUCGCGGGCCAAGAAUCUUGCUGUUCUCGAUUGUGGCAGUAAUUACUUGAAGUACAACAUUUCAAACGUGCCAUAUGAUUGGAAUUGGAACCUCAACCCGAACUUGAGAUAUCUUAAUCUGUCUGGUAACAAGCGUUUGGAGAUCAAGCAAACAGCUACUGGUCCGCUAGGCCCUGGUGCUGUUAACCGCGAGGAGUAUACAGACUUCAGUCGUCUGCUUAACCUGCGUAUCUUGGGUCUGAUGGAUGUUACUCUUACACAGCCAAGUAUCCCGGAUCAGAGCGAAGACAGACGUGUCCGUACGUCUGGCUCUCUCGCCGGUCACCUACCUUAUGGAAUGGCUGACACGCUUGGUAAACAUGAGCAUCUAUCAACAGUUGAUCUUGUGGUGCCAAGAUUCAAUGCAUCGGAAACCGAGAUGCUCCUGGGUCUGUUUGACGGACAGGCCUUGUCUAGUGGCGGGUCGAAGAUUGCCAAGUAUCUCCACGAAAACUUUGGUCACAUCUUUGCCCUUGAACUCAAAGCAUUGAAGACACGCCUGAACGAGACUCCAGUUGAUGCCUUGCGACGAGCCUUUUUGGCGCUCAAUAAAGACUUGGUUACUAUUGCGAUUCAACAAUCGGAGGAACGGCCGCUUCAGACGCAUAGGAACUCUGGCCAGCCAAUCAUACUCACGAAGGAGGAUCUCAACUCGGGCGGCGUGGCAACCGUCGUUUAUCUACAAAGUACGGAGCUUUAUGUCGCAAAUGUUGGUGAUGCGCAGGCGAUGGUGAUCCAGACCGAUGGCACUCAUAAGAUGUUGACUCGCAAGCAUGAUCCUGCUGAGCCGAAUGAACGAUCGCGUAUUCGCGAAGCUGGCGGAUGGGUCUCGCGCAAUGGAAGACUGAACGACUUGCUUCAAGUCUCGCGUGCUUUUGGAUAUGUCGACCUGAUGCCAGCUGUACAAGCGGCACCCUAUGUCAGUAACAUGACUAUCCGAGAGCAGGACGACAUUAUUCUGAUUGCUACCGGAGAACUCUGGGAGUACUUGUCGCCGGGCCUGGUUACCGAUGUUGCGAGGGCCGAGCGGCAAGAUCUAAUGCGGGCCGCUCAGAAGCUUCGCGAUCUGGCUAUCGCAUAUGGCGCAUCAGGCAAAAUCAUGGUUAUGAUGAUCAGUGUGGCGGAUCUCAAGCGACGAGUCGAGCGAUCGAGGCUUCAUCGCGGCGCUAGUAUGUCGCUUUAUCCCUCUGGUAUACCCGACGAUGCUCAGGUCCUCAACAUCAGAAGAGGCCGAAGAACCAAAGGCGAUGUUCUCGACUCCUCACUCAACCGCCUUGAAGCGGAGAUUCCAGCGCCCACUGGCAAUGUAUCCAUCGUGUUCACCGAUAUCAAGAACUCAACAACACUCUGGGAAAUGUACCCUAGUGCCAUGAGAUCAGCCAUCAAGCUCCACAACGAAGUCAUGCGUCGGCAGCUGAGACGAAUUGGUGGCUACGAAGUCAAGACUGAAGGUGACGCAUUUAUGGUAUCUUUCCCAACAGCCACGUCAGCACUUUUGUGGACGUUUGCGGUACAGAUGCAGCUUCUUGAUGUGAAUUGGCCAUCAGAAGUCUUGAACUCAGUCUCAUGCCAGCCUAUAUUCGACAAGGACAACAGUCUUAUUUUCAAAGGACUGUCAGUACGUAUGGGUAUACACUUUGGUGAUUGUGUGAGCGAGACGGAUCCAGUUACUCGCCGUAUGGAUUACUUCGGACCCAUGGUGAAUAAGGCGGCUCGAAUUUCUGCCGUGGCAGAUGGCGGCCAGAUCACCGUUUCUACUGACUUCAUCUCGGAGAUACAACGAUGCCUCGAGAAUUACCAAGACACGGAUCGUGGCAAUGCUUCCGGCUCUGAGGAUACCUUUGGCGAAGAAGAGACCUAUGCCAGCGCGAUCCGAAAGGACUUGAGAUCCCUCACCUCUCAGGGCUUUGAGGUUAAGGAAAUGGGCGAAAAGAAGUUGAAGGGUCUUGAAAAUCCCGAAGUCGUGUACUCAUUGUAUCCUCAUGCUUUGGCUGGUCGCAUCGAGUUCCAUUCGCAGCAUGAGAGGAAGGAAGAAGGGGGCGGAGGCGAUAAGCCAGCUGUCCUUGCGCCUGGAACCGAGUUGUGUAUCGACCCGGACAGUGUCUGGACUCUUUGGAGAAUAAGCUUACGCCUCGAGAUGCUCUGCAGUUCAUUAGAAGGAAACGAGCCCCCAGGUCUUCAGCCACCCGAAACGGAGCUGCUCGAGAGGAUCAAACAACGUGGAGGCGAGGUGACGGAUCGAUUCUUGUUGAACUUCUUGGAACAUCAAGUAGCCAGGAUAGAGACCUGUAUCUCGACACUAGCGAUGCGCCACAUUGCCAUUGGUGGCGGAACUAUUAAGGAACUCGAGGAUCUUCAUGGUCCAAUGUCCGCCAUAUUAGAUCAAUUUAUGGCCCAGAACAGGGAAUUGAAACGUUACAGGAGGAAGUAUGGCGCGCUGCCCAACCCGAUAAGCAGCAUUAGUACCAGUGAAGAAGAGGAGGAGGAGGAAGAAGAAGGCGACGACGAUGAUGACGAUCCCGACACCGAAGAAGGGAGCAAUACAGAGCAAGAGUUGUGA
This is a messenger RNA of Fusarium venenatum, 6840 nucleotides long. RefSeq names its product phosphatase 2C-domain-containing protein. The record is from RefSeq and is a predicted model, not a curated record. Gene Ontology annotation, biological process: cAMP biosynthetic process; intracellular signal transduction. Gene Ontology annotation, molecular function: adenylate cyclase activity; magnesium ion binding; protein binding. Lineage: Eukaryota; Fungi; Ascomycota; Sordariomycetes; Hypocreales; Nectriaceae.